This is a messenger RNA of Zerene cesonia (dogface butterfly), 716 nucleotides long. Its product is annotated as zinc finger CCHC domain-containing protein 24-like. The record is from RefSeq and is a predicted model, not a curated record. Lineage: Eukaryota; Metazoa; Arthropoda; Insecta; Lepidoptera; Pieridae. The transcript is spliced from 4 exons. Bases 151 to 570 code for a protein of 139 amino acids.
UUCACCGAUGUCGCUUGUCAAAAAAGCAAACAUAAUAUAAUACUAGAAAAGCUAAGUUUAUAUCUUUAAUCUACCCUCAGAGAUAAAUUACAUACAUAUGUCGCGGUGGUUGGACUAGGGUGAACUGAGAAACUUAAAUUUGAUAUUAUUAUGGGGUGUUUUUGGUCUAAGGAGAAUUAUCAGCGCUGCACAUAUUGUAAUAGGAAUGCUGUAAACGAAUCAAACGAUAUUUGUCAGAUUUGUAAAGAUGUUACACAAAGUGGAACAUACGGGCAACUAUUUUUAUCAGAUAAAAGACCGCAUCAAAAUCGAAGCGAUACCGUUGUUCCCUUUUUUGGAGAGUAUAAGUGUAAAUCAUGUGGUCGUUUCUGGAAUAGUCGCCUAUGUUGGCCUGAUUCAUACCAACUCUGCAAAACAUGCUCCAAGCCAGUAUAUGCUUAUUACUUUAGAGCAUUACAUUCAUCAGACUUAUCAAAUUCAAAUGAUAAUACGAAAGAACAUCCUAAAGAACUUUGCGAAAAGUGUAAGCAACAGGGCCAUUACUGUGGAGCUAAAAGAAGUAUUCAGUAGGUAAUGGGUAAAAUUACAAGUUUUUCUGGUCAAUUCAAUAUUUAUGUACUUAAGAACAUUUUUUUACUUGAGUGUUAAGUAUUAUUUUGUGUUAUGAAUAUAUGAAUAACUUAACCUACAAUAGGUUAAUAUAUUAACAUAGUAAA